Hymenoscyphus albidus is the source of this 1548-nucleotide messenger RNA. NCBI's taxonomy places the organism in Eukaryota, Fungi, Ascomycota, Leotiomycetes, Helotiales, Helotiaceae. The record is from the annotation of a GenBank genome assembly.
CCUACGGAGUCAAAAGCGGCAACAGGUGCAGCUUCUCUGUGAGGUCUGUGAUUGACUUGAGGGAACUGACUUUAGCUAUGGUGUCUACCAGUAUUUGAUCUCCCCUUACUGCCUUUAAGAAUCAUUCAACAAAACACUUACACAUCCUCACCAAAAGUCAUCGCCAUCAAAAUCAUCCACUGAUUGCGCGCGUUCCAAUCCUCAAACGCCUAGCAAAAGUGCCGACAAGUCCACGAAAGAAGUCUAGUCAGGUAGCUCGGUCCACCAAGCGGAGCUUUGAGGCUGCAAUCGGACUCUCCCCCCGAUUUUGGUGGGUUAGAAAUACCGGCCUACAUCACAAGACGAGGACCAGAGGUGUUUACAUCUUCUUGCGCAAAACUCAACGAGGCCAACCACCACCUCCACACGUCCACUUCGGAUUCUGCCAUAACAUUUACGUUAAAGUUACCUUUCCGCAUACCCAAAGACCAUCCGAGGCAGUGACCAAGACAGGACGGCGGUGAAACUGGUAUAGGAAAGGACAACAGUGCAAAGAUGGGUGCUAGUGUAUCGUGGUUGUCGGGGAUGCUGUGGUCAAAGAAGGAAAUUAGAAUAUUGAUCCUGGGACUUGUAUGUCUUCAUCUAUGCUACCGUCGUCUGUUUUCUACCUGGUGUGGCAAUUACUAAUUAUGAUGGGUGGUAGGAUAACGCGGGCAAAACCACUCUCCUGUAUAGACUAAAGGUAUAGCAUAUUGGCAUCAGUGCAUGCGGGGUAGUUGCUGAUGUAGAGACAGAUUGGAGAGGUCGUUACAACGAUACCAACGAUAGGGUUCAACGUGGAAUCUGUCACUUAUAAGAAUCUAAACUUCAAUGUCUGGGUAAGUACACACACGUCCUUUGUCUCUGCGACUCGGGCUCUGACUGUCUCUUCAGGAUCUGGGUGGGCAAACCUCGAUUCGACCCUAUUGGCGAUGUUAUUAUGCAAACACUGCUGCGGUGAUCUUCGUAAUCGACUCCACGGAUAUCGACCGUUUGGGCACGGCCUCGGAAGAGUUGGCAGCCAUGUUGAACGAGGAUGAGCUCAAGGAUGCUGCUCUAUUGGUAUUUGCAAAUAAACAGGAUCAACCGGGUGCUAAAGGUGCGGGAGAAAUCAGCGAAGCCUUGAAAUUAGGCGAGUUGAGAGACAGGAACUGGAGUAUCGUUGCUUGUUCUGCGGUUGAUGGACGCGGUGUAGAUGAGGGAAUGGACUGGCUUGUCGUAAGUGUUCAGCCCUGGAAAAUUCUCACUGAUGAGAAAAGGGGAGUCUUGAAGCAUAUUCGCUAAUAUUUGGUAUAGCAAACUGUGCAGCAAGAAUCAUAAUUGAUGAUGGCUGCGUCACGAUGUAUAUUUCUCCUGUCGACUUUGGGUAAUUCGAUUGGAGUACCACAUUCUCAUCAUAGGCGUUUGGGAGGAACAACUGGCAUUUUGAUUUCCGGAAUGCAACUUUCACUUGCUUCCAAGGAGGAGUUUGCGGAGGUGCAAGCAUAUAUGAGAUCGAGCUCGAAUGUAGAUUCGGCAGCAUAAGUACGA